This is a messenger RNA of Daucus carota subsp. sativus, 1306 nucleotides long. RefSeq names its product annexin Gh1. The record is from RefSeq and is a predicted model, not a curated record. Gene Ontology annotation, molecular function: calcium ion binding; calcium-dependent phospholipid binding. The transcript has 5 exons. Bases 119 to 1069 code for a protein of 316 amino acids. Lineage: Eukaryota; Viridiplantae; Streptophyta; Magnoliopsida; Apiales; Apiaceae. Gene Ontology annotation, cellular component: cytoplasm.
UUCCUACAUAAUCGUAUGGCUAUAAAUAGAACAAUCACACGUACACAUACACUCCCUGUAAUAUAAUUCUCUGUCUCUCUGCAUCUCGUUUUCGAUUUUUCACCAACAGAUCAAGAAAAUGUCAACACUCUGCGUUCCAUCUCAAGUUCCUCCUGUCUCCGAUGACUGUGAGCAGCUCCACAAGGCCUUCAAAGGCUGGGGAACGAAUGAGGGAUUGAUCAUUUCGAUUUUGGGUCAUAGGAAUGCUGCUCAGCGCAAGGUAAUUCAGAAGACAUAUGCUGAAACUUAUGGUGAAGAUCUUCUCAAAGUGUUGGAUAAGGAACUCUCAAGUGAUUUCGAGAGAAUUGUUAAGCUCUGGGCACUUGAUCCCCCUGAGCGUGAUGCACACUUGGCUAAUGAAGCUACAAAAAGGUGGACUAAAAGCAAUCAGGUUCUUGUCGAAAUAGCUUGUACAAGGUCUACACAGGACUUGCUUCAUGCAAAGCAAGCUUAUCAUGCACUUUACAAAAAAUCGCUUGAAGAAGAUGUUGGUUAUCACACCACUGGAGACUUCCGCAAGCUUCUGUUGCCGCUGGUAAGUACUUACAGAUAUGAAGGAGAAGAGGUCAACAUGACUGUUGCAAAAGCCGAGGCGAAGAUACUCCAUGAGAAAAUUAGUGGAAAGGCUUACGCUGAUGACGACCUGAUUAGGAUACUCGCAACAAGGAGCAAAACCCAGAUUAAUGCAACUUUAAAUCACUACAAAAAUGAAUUCGGAAAAGACAUAAACAAGGAUCUCAAGGCGGACCCAAAGGACGAAUUCCUUGCACUUCUGAGAUCCACAAUCAAGUGUUUGAACUUCCCUGAGAAGUACUUUGAGAAGUCUCUACGCCUGGCAAUCAACAAGACUGGCACAGACGAAGGAGCUCUCACUAGAGUUGUUGCAACAAGGGCCGAAGUCGACAUGAAGAUCAUAAAAGAAUGUUUUGAGAAAAGGAACACUACCCCCCUCGAUCGUGCCAUUGUCAAAGAUACAACCGGAGAUUAUGAAAAAAUGCUCCUAACUCUGAUCGGUCAUGGAGAUUCCUAAACCAAGCGCUUGUUUCCGGCUGUGGAUUGGUUGUGCGAAGCAAUGCCAGUGCUUUCUCUUGGCUGAGUUUGUUUUUCUUCUGUGUUCUUGCCAUUUACAAACUUUGUGCGUUUUUGGCAAAGUCUAUUUUCCUUGAGUGAUCUUCUGUAUCCAUGACAUAGCGGAAUACUAUAAUAACUCUGCUAUCCUAUAAAUAAAUAAUUUGCCCUUCUUGAGAGCAAAUGCUUUUCGCUUUGA